Messenger RNA from Perkinsus marinus ATCC 50983, 559 nucleotides. RefSeq lists its product as hypothetical. The transcript has a single exon. The annotation marks the transcript as partial. NCBI's taxonomy places the organism in Eukaryota, Perkinsozoa, Perkinsida, Perkinsidae. The record is from RefSeq and is a predicted model, not a curated record.
UACAGGGCCGGCAAUAGCUGUGUUAGUACCUCUAAUGUUUCCUCGGCAUCAUCCUAUCGUAGGGGCCGCUUUGAUCUUGAGCCUGCAGUGAGUCUGUCCUCUUUGGAAACAAAUGAGCUGUCAGUUGUUAUCCUCUAUAAACGGGAUGCUUAUGGCAUCGCGGACUAUAAGCGCUCGCUGACUGUACCCCAAGAAGUCCGUCGCAUAGGCCGUUUCAUGUGUACUGACAUCGAGCAUAACAGUGCUCCUAAAUUACUCCACCGUAGUAUUAUCGGUCGAUUCCAAGUCACGACUUGGAAGUCAGCUUGUGUGGUAUCGAGAUCCUCGGAUUCUAUUGAUAGCUGUGAUGAGGUCGUCUUUAGGCGAUCUUGUUCCCCUUAGUUCUGACUUUUCUCGAUUCUCUACUCACUGCAUGCUGUACUCACACAGUUGCAGUGUUGUGAACAUAUAUUCGCUUCUUCAGUGUAGAUGUACAUCGUUCUGAUCAAUGAUCUCAUGUCAUUUUUUUCCUCACUUUUUCUCAGGCAACAGUUCUUACAGGCCCAUGAACUCACUGUGU